CAAAAAUGUAGAUGAGUAUUUUACAGAGCAUAUUUAAGCAGCAAAAGGUUGAUAAAGCCCAAAACAGAUAAGACUAAUAAGAAGAUGAUGGAAGCAUUUCGGUUUUUUUCAUUUGCAUUUCUUCUUCUUCCUCUUCUUCUUCUUCUUAAUGUUUCCUUUGCAUUGCCAACCUCCGAUUCAGUCUACGACACAUUUCUCCAGUGUCUACAAAAACACACAAACCAAUCCGAACAAGAAGUCUCCAACAUACUUUAUGCCCAAACAAACGCUACCUACUCCACUGUGCUUUUCAAUUACAUAAGAAACGCACGCUUCAACACCUCCACUACCAAAAAGCCUCUGCUCGUCGUCACCCCAUCUCUCGAAUCCCAUGUCGGAGCAGCCGUGAUUUGCUCCAAAACCAACGGAUUGCAAGUCAGGAUAAGAAGCGGUGGCCAUGACUACGAGGCAGUCUCCUACGUCUCCGACGUGCCGUUUAUCGUCCUCGACAUGUUCAAUUUGAAGAACAUCGCCGUCGAUAUCGACGACGAGUCGGUUUGGGUUCAGGCCGGCGCUACUCUCGGAGAACUUUACUACAGUAUUUCCAACAAGAGCAAGGUCCAUGGCUUCUCCGCCGCUAUUUGCCCCACCGUCGGCAUCGGUGGACACAUCACCGGGGGAGGGUACGGCACCAUGUUGCGGAAAUUCGGCUUGGCCUCUGACAAUAUUCUCGACGCCAAGAUUGUGGACGUCAAUGGGAAAAUCCUGGAUAGAAAAUCAAUGGGGGAAGACCUUUUCUGGGCAAUCAGAGGAGGAGGAGGAUCGAGUUUUGGAGUCGUAUUGGCGUACAAAUUGAAGUUGGCUCGUGUGCCCGAAACGGUCACUGUUUUUCGGACCGAAACGACGUUGGAUCAGAAUCCAACGACGACUGACAUUGUGUAUAAGUGGCAAGAAGUUGCUCCCAAUACCGACGACGGUCUUUUCAUGAGGAUGCUUCUGUCGCCUGUGAGUUCGGAAGUGAAGGAAGGCGAAAAGACAAUUAAAGCCUCGGUUAUGGCCCUGUACCUUGGAACAGCUGACCAAUUGGUUUCGUUGCUGGAUAAGGAAUUUCCUGAACUGGGUUUGAAGAAGAAGGACUGUACGGAACUGAAUUGGAUUGGUUCAAUGCUAUGGUGGAACAAAUUCGACAAUGGAACUUCCCCCGAUGUGUUGCUGGACCGGAAUCUCAACUCGGCCCCUUUUCUUAAAAGGAAAUCGGAUUAUGUUCAGAAACCAAUUCCCAAAGAAGAGUUGGAUGGGAUUUUCAAGAAGAUGAUCGAAUCGAGCAGAGUUGGCUUCAAUUUCAACCCAUAUGGUGGAAUAAUGAGCCGAAUCUCUGCUUCCGAGACACCAUUUCCACACAGAGCAGGUAAUUUGUACAAAAUACAGCACUCUGUGAAUUGGGAUGAAGAAGCGGACGAAGCUAAUUGUACAGCACAGAUAAGGAGUCUUUACAGUUACAUGACGCCAUUUGUGUCAAAGAAUCCAAGAAGUGCUUUUCUGAAUUACAGAGACCUUGACAUUGGAAUCAAUACCCAUGGCAAUGAUAGCUAUCAACAAGGGAUGGUUUAUGGGUUGAAGUAUUUCAAUGACAAUUUUCAGAGAUUAGUGAAGGUAAAGACUGCAGUUGAUCCGGACAAUUUCUUCAGGAAUCAACAGAGUAUCCCAACUCUUCCCAACUAAGGCAUAGGAAAAUUUGGCUUUCCCUUUUGCUCGAAUUAAUUUUUAUUUUCAUUUUUUAUCUUUUAUUUUUUUUAAUAAUCUUUUGGAAAAUAAAAUCUGAUUGUCUUAUGGUCAAAGGUCAAGAAUUCAGGAUCUUGUAUUAGUGCUAUGUCAAAAAAUUAAACAGAGACUAUAUGGUUUGCCCAAAAAAAAAAAAAAAAUGAGACUGCAUGGGAAUGGGAUUAGAUAAAUGCUGGAUUAUAUGGAGUUGAAUA
Ziziphus jujuba (common jujube) is the source of this 1955-nucleotide messenger RNA. Its product is annotated as berberine bridge enzyme-like 21. The coding region runs from base 85 to 1701 and encodes 538 amino acids. The record is from RefSeq and is a predicted model, not a curated record. The transcript has a single exon. NCBI's taxonomy places the organism in Eukaryota, Viridiplantae, Streptophyta, Magnoliopsida, Rosales, Rhamnaceae. Gene Ontology annotation, molecular function: FAD binding; oxidoreductase activity.